CUUACAAAUGCUCAGGUUGCUGAAAACAUGCUUCGAGGAAUGUGUACCGUUGCUUUUAGUUUAGCGUUAGUAUUACUAAAUGUAUCUGUUAAAGAAGUUUGUUGCUUUGGUAGCCAAGGCAAUUGUCUUCCCACUAGCAACAAAUGCACGGUUUCGGAUAUAAAGGACGCACGAUUUACAUACGAUGAAGACUCAUGUCAUGGUCCAGAAAACUGGUAUAAAGUACACAGUUGUUGGUACUUAUGUGAGGAAGACAGAGGAUCGAGACAGUCUCCAAUAGAUAUAGAAACAGAGGAAGCUACUACUGACAAGAGUCUUACGUUUAGUUUCUCAGAUGUGUGUACCAGAGUGGACGCCGAAUACAGAAACUGUGGCAGCGGACAUAGUCCUCACUUUGAAGUAAAGGGAAGCAACAACAAAAAAAUAUACUUAUCUGAUGUGCCUAAUACUCCACCGAACACGAAAUAUGUGUUAGACAAUGUCCACAUCCAUGUUGGUCAGGAGGAAGAUGAGGGAUCGGAGCACUCUAUCGAUGACACAUUUUGGCCAAUGGAGGCACACAUGGUUUUUUAUGACAGUAAAUUCCCCAGUCUUGGUUUAGCAAACUCUCUGGUAGCCAUGAUGGUGAUGAUAGAGAUUGACGGUUCCCCCGUGGCCCCUGACGUGGAGGCCACACAAGAUUGCGAUGUUCGGUUCGCUAGCCAUUUAGAUUUCUUGAUGAGAACACAUUUCGGCAAUUCUGAUGAAUAUUCAUUUUUCGAAGAUGACUCCGAUGACUGUACUUUCUAUGAUGAAGAAUGUGUAAAACCAAAAUGCGAAGGUGGUGAACACUUGAAAAUCUCGCCUAGUGACGUACUACCCAGUGAUUGGAGUUUCUAUUCGUACAGAGGCUCUCUGACGUCACCUGGAUGCAAUGAAAUCGUGGAGUGGAUUGCAUUAAAAUGUCCUAUCAAAGUCUCCAGUGUGGCUUUCAACGCCCUUAGGAACAUUCCUGUCAACGGGGGAAGUACGCUUCAAACCCACGGAACACGUCGCCCGAUUCAAAGCAACGAACUCCCAAUCCAGAAGAACUUUGACAAAGAAAAAACUAGACAGCAUCCGUGUCCAAAAUGAUACCGAAAUUCUAGCUUUCUGAAUAUUACAUUUUCUUAUAUCAAAAGUUUUCAUAUGGAUUCUUUCUACAGAUAAUAUAUGGUGGAUAUAAAGCAUUUGUACAAGAA
Ostrea edulis (European flat oyster) is the source of this 1220-nucleotide messenger RNA. RefSeq names its product nacrein-like protein. The record is from RefSeq and is a predicted model, not a curated record. Gene Ontology annotation, molecular function: zinc ion binding; carbonate dehydratase activity. NCBI's taxonomy places the organism in Eukaryota, Metazoa, Mollusca, Bivalvia, Ostreida, Ostreidae. The transcript has 8 exons. The coding region runs from base 28 to 1113 and encodes 361 amino acids.